Messenger RNA from Pungitius pungitius (ninespine stickleback), 1592 nucleotides. RefSeq names its product urocortin 3, like (gene ucn3l). The coding region runs from base 373 to 891 and encodes 172 amino acids. Gene Ontology annotation, molecular function: corticotropin-releasing hormone receptor 2 binding; hormone activity. Gene Ontology annotation, biological process: cellular response to nutrient levels; hormone-mediated signaling pathway; digestion. Gene Ontology annotation, cellular component: extracellular region. Lineage: Eukaryota; Metazoa; Chordata; Actinopteri; Perciformes; Gasterosteidae. The record is from RefSeq and is a predicted model, not a curated record. The transcript has a single exon.
UUUAACGAAAAUUAUUGCUUCCAUGUUUUGUCUUUAAACUAUCUAUACGGUCCAAAAUAAAUACAAAAGAGUGUAGGCUUGUACAAGACACAAGCUGAACGUGCUUUAUCGAAAGUAAAACAUAAUCUUAAACUCUAUUUUUGAAUGCGAGCUGCAUGUAAAACUGUUUUUUUUUGCUCAACUUUAAUGGCGAUUACCAUGUGUAUUUAUUGUGAGAGCAGUGUUAAAAUUGAUUACACCUUAUUUUGAAAUUCAUUCCCGUUUCCCUAACUUUAAUAUUAAUACACUCGAGGAUUGCAAACGUAACGAAGCUUGUGGGGAUGUUAAAUACAGAAGAAGAAGAAAAAGGCAUACGGUAAACAUUCAUCUCCGAUGUCCUUCUUCCCUCGUGUUGGUCCCGCAGGACACAGCAUGCUGUCCUGGCUGAAGACCCUGCUGCUGCUCUCGGUCCUGUGCACGCCGACCUCCGGCCUGUGCCUGCGCCUCUUCCGCACGCGCUACGACCUCGUGUGCGACGACCGGACGACGGUCGGGGUCCGGAGCCACUUGGACGAUUGGGGGUCCCUCCUGCAGUCCGCGGAGUAUCUGUCCUCUUCUUCCUCCUCGUCGUCCUCCUCCACUUCUUCUUCUUCUUCUUCUUCUUCUGCCGAAUCCAGCCGGGAGAAAAGGACUUCAAGUCCCGCGAACUACCGCUUCACGAGCCGAACGAAGCUCAGGGGGCAAAUGCUGCGCAACAGCAGCAAAGCGGACCGGAGGAGCAGACUGACCCUGUCCCUCGACGUCCCGACCAACAUCAUGAACGUCCUCUUUGAUGUCGCCAAGGCCAAAAACAUGCGCGCCAAAGCUGCCCAAAACGCGCGCCUGCUGGCACACAUCGGACGCAGAAAGUGAACGUGACGGACCUCUGAGAUGUGACAGCAUUUCCGAUUUAUUUGAGUUGCGCUCGUGUUAAAGGUGCUUUGAAAGUCUUCUCAUUAUUCAUUUAGUUCUAAAACGCCAGCGAAACAUCUAUCCUGGACAAUAAAUAAUGUCAGCUAAAACUGUGACUAAAAGUAUGACGAUGUCUACACUUUUGUUUUUGGACAACUGAACAUUCAAAUAGAACAUUUUACAAUAGCUAAAAUAUAUAUGAAAAUUGUAGCAUUAACGUUCUUUACUCUCAUUUGACUUUUAAAGUUGUGGUCUGAUGGUUAAAAACAUCAUUCAUUUGGGAAUAAUACAUUCAUAUCUAGAAAUAUUGAAGAAACAAAUUGACUAUCGUUAUUAAAAGAUGAAUUCAAUUCCGAAAAGUCGAAACAUUUUCUUUCCAAUGUUGGACUAAACAAAGCUGCUUCAUUUAUUGGUCUAUUAGGAGGUUUGCUUCUUCAGAGGUUCAUGUGGGAGCCUUUAAUAAAUCCAAAUCCUACUGUGGAAAUUAAAGUGACAAAAACACAAGACUGAACAAUGACUCCGAUUAUGUAAAAUUAUGUUUACAGUAAAAAUGUAAAUGCAUGAGAUUAUAUGUUUUCAUCAGAUAUCUGUUAUUUUUAUACUCAAAAUAAAGGAUUAUUUUUCCGCAAGUAGAGAAGAUGACUAACUACAUUUGUCUUUUU